Molecule: messenger RNA, 6716 nt
Organism: Mya arenaria
Lineage: Eukaryota; Metazoa; Mollusca; Bivalvia; Myida; Myidae
Product: bridging integrator 2-like
Exons: 17
Coding region: 14-1711 (565 amino acids)
Cellular component (GO): cytoplasm; plasma membrane
Molecular function (GO): protein binding; phospholipid binding
Source: RefSeq, a predicted model, not a curated record
GUGUGUGAACUGAAUGAAAACAAAGAUGGCUGAAAACAGCAAGGGUGGGAUUUUAAAUAAAACAGAAAAAUUUCUACGCCGGCGAAAAACCAAGGUAUUACAGAGCCUUGGAAAGACCGGUAGAACCAAAGAUGACACUGACUUCAUAGAAGGAUGUCAGAGGCUCGAAAGACAACAGGAAACUGCAGUGAAACUUCAAAAAGAUCUUCGGAAUUAUGUACAUCAUGCACGAGCAAUGGCGACAGCAUCCAAAACGUUCUACAGCACAGUGUCCGAGGCGUAUGAGCCGGAGUGGGAAAACCAUGCUCAACUCACAGAAAUACUCAAUAACAUGGAUGUGUUAUGGAUGGACUACAUACAGAAACUUCAAGAUCAUGUUCAGGAGCCCCUCACAAAAUACCUUACAAACUUUCCUGGCAUUAAGUUGCGGAUAUCUAAGCGUGGCAGGAAGUUGACCGACUACGACAAUGCCAAACACAAUCUGGAGGUGCUGCAGAACGGCAAGAAAAAAGACGAUGCGAAAGUUACCAAGGCUCAGGAGGACUUGGAACAGGCACAGAAAAUCUACGACGAUCUGAACAACGAACUUCACCAGGAACUUCCAGAAUUCUAUGAUAGCCGAGUGAGGUUUUAUGGAAGCCUGUUUGAGAGUUUGUUUACAGCUGAAAACGUCUUCCAAUCAGAAUCAGGAAAGGUCUGGGAUAGUGCACCGACUUGUGAUUGGGGUAGCGAACAAUGGGUUGCCAACACAUCAAACCUCGUCAAGACACACGAUCAUGCCACAUACACACCUAGAAAGAGUGCUAGAAACACAAUGAUUGUGGGAGAUAGAGAAGAGAAGUCCUCAGAUAGUCAAAGGAGCGAUGAGAACUUGAAUAAUGGUCAUUCUAGUGGCCCUGAGAGCCCUGGCCCCUCCCCCACUUCCCCGUCAGGUGACCACCCAUUGACCAAUGGGACAGGAGAAGGGGACUCCAGCAAAGACAGUAUAGAGGAGUAUGAAAACCAAGAGUUCACUAAGAAAGAGGAGACGGAAAGUCAAGACAUCGCUGGAGGUACUAAGGAAGAGGAAGCAGAGGCCACAACUAAAAUAGUGAUGGAAAAGAGUGAACCAGUAGCUGCUGUACGUUCAAGCAUCAGAACUGAAGCUGUGAAAGACUCUGCUGCAGAGGACAUAAAGGCUAGUGAAAGUACUCAAGAUGACAAUAAAGAAACGGAAGAAUCUAGAGCAGCUGCUUCUAGUGAUAAAGUUGAUGAGGAUGUAAAUAAGGAAGAUACUGAGACAACUGCAAUUGAUGAAAAGAAGCCUGAGUCUACAGUGAAUGGGGACCUAGAUGAUAUAGGUGCUCCCCCACCGGUGCCCUCAACCCCACCCCCUGUGGAAGAUUCAGAUGAAGCCAAGCCUGAUAAGACAAAUGAUGAUGAUGAUGAUGAUGAAGAUGACAGUAAACCAGAUACUGACAACUUCUAUGAGGUGCCUCCUCCAGCAAAACCUGUGGACAAUGAUUUACCAGACAGAUAUCUGUACACUGUGGUUGCGACACACGCGUACAAGGGCGAAGAUGAUGAUGAACUGACCUUCGAUUCGCAGGAGAUUGUCUACGUCAUAGAUUACGAUGACCCUGAUGAACAGGACCCGGGAUGGCUAAUGGGUGUGCGUAAAGUGGACGGACAGAAAGGCGUAUUUCCUGAAAACUUCACAAAGAAAGUGUAGUCCAUGAAACAGUUCUGAAAUACUAUUGGAGAUGUUUCGCUUUUACCUGAUGUAGAAAAAUAAGACAGAGAAUGGAAAAGGUCAUACAGCAGAAAGUCAAGAUGGCUGAAAACAUCAUCACGAGCAUAUUUUAGUAACAGAUUGAACAUUAACAUUAAAGGAACACUUUUUUUUAAAGUGGACAUGAUUGGAUUGCUUGUCAGCUCAUUUAAUGUAAUAAAAAUGGUGUUUUGAAAUGCCUUUGUUAUACAAAUGGUGUUUUGAAAUGCCUUUGUAAUACAAAUGGUGUUUUGAAAUGCCUUUGUUUAUACAAAUGGUGUUUUAAAAUGUUGCUGUUAUACAAAUGGUGUAUUGAAAUGCAUUUGUUAUAAAAAUGGUGUUUUGAAAAGCUUUGGUUAAACAAAUGGUGUAUUGAAAUGUCUUUGUAAUAAAACUGGUGUUUUGAAAUGCCUUGGUUAUACAAAUGGUGUUUUGAAAUGCCUUUGUUCUACAAAUGGUGUUUUGGAAUGUCUUUAUUAUACAAAUGGUGUUUUGAAAUGUGUGUUUUAAAAUUCCUUUAUAAUACAAAAUGGUUUUUUUGAAAUGCCUCAGAUAUGUCAGGCUGAGAUUUCCUUUUCUGUACAGAGGUUGAAUCAUUGUGUAUAAUCAUUAACUUGUACAAAUGGUGGUUUUUCCACCAUCAUGAAAACUGUUUAAGAAUUAUGUUAAUCAUAUAUGUAUAAUAUAAAGACAUUUUAUGCAAGAUUAUUUUAGAUUUGAAUGCUUCAUUCAUAUUGAAAGAUAAGGAAUUAAUGUAAUGUGUCAAUUUAUGAUAUAAAUUUCCAUUUUGAACUGAACUUAUAUCUUUAAACUCUACAAGUACUAUUACUUUACUUAGAGACUGACAAUGGUUGAACUUUGCCUAUGCCUAUGAAUAUCUUAUACAGUCAAAACCUGUUGGCCAGAUAUCCCAGGGACCGGCCAAAAUAGUUCAAGCCUCGCCAAUAUCGAGCCAAGCGGAAAUGCUUGCAUAAUGUAAAAGAAAUCUGUCCUUUACAUCAAGUUUGAGCCAACAAGGAUAUUGAGCCAAGCGAUAUCGAGGCAACAGGUUUCAACUGUAUUUUCAAAUGUUUGUUUUAAAAAACACAUUUUUCGAUAUAUCCUACUGUGUAUGGAAGAUAUAAUUUGUGUUUUAAGUUUUUUAUAUUUGAAGAGGUGUAUUUUCUUUCUUUAUUAAAUUGUCAUAAUGUUGUUUUAUAGAUGUAUUUUUCAUGUAUUGUCUUAUAUGCAAAAUACUCAAAUGGUUUUGAUGACACGAUUAUUACUGAAGUUUGAACAGUUUGUACGCUGUAUUAUGAUGAUAAUAUGAGUUUUUUAGUUACAUAUCCUUUACUCCAACAUUUUAUAAAAAAAAUACAUUCCAAGUUAUCUAUAAAUAUUAUAUGUUUUCCGACAAGUAUAUUUUCGUCUUCCAAUGUGUUUGCCAUCUAUGUUCCUGUUUUGUCUGGAUGUACGUACAUUGUUGUUGUUUUAACAAUGAUGCAAUUUUACAUUUCCAUAAAUAUUGACCAGUCAUGUUUUUGUAAAAAAAUAACAUUUCAUUUUAUGAAAAGGUGUGAAUGGAAUUUUAUAGACCUUUAUGUGGAUGCUGUUUUAAGAUGUAUUUUGUGAGUCCUUUUCACUGUUACCAUUUUAAACCAUAUUUAAGACUGAAAACGCUACAGAAACUGUUUAUUUCUGGAUAGUUUGAAUCACAUUUUAAACACUGUUCAAGACUGAAAUCGCUACAGAAACUGUUUAUUUCUGGAUAGUUCAAAUCACAUUUACAUUGUUCUCAAUUGUUCGUUGAAUUAUCUAAGAUAAGCUAAACUUUGCUGUGUAAAAAUGUGGCAAGUAGUGGUAUCAACAUAGAGGACCACAUGAUCUCCUUUUUCAACAUUUUGGUGAGUCCAUUUCUAGUUGAAACAUGAUAGAAAAUUAACAGUAAAGCGGUAUUACUAAAUAUUAAGGUUUCUUUUCUUAAAAGUAUUAGUAUGUACACAAUUAAAGAGAAAUUUGAAUCAUAAGGUUGUUGUAAGUGUGAAAAGUUAGAAAUAUAGACCAACUUCUAUUGAUCUAUUACAUUUCCAUUUAAGUGUGUCUUUUUGCCAAAAACUAGCCUGUAUAGUGUUACCAGUUUAUCAAGUUAAUGAAUUUCAAUGUCUUUUUUAUUCGUAAAAUGUGUUAUGAACUAAAAGUCACUAAGAUAAUUUUGAAGUAUUAAGAUAUCUUGAUGCCUUUUAGUAUUUUGAUGGUCAAAAUUUGUUACGUAUUUAUAAAAUAAGUGCUGUAUUGUAUUGUCUUCCGAGGAAUGUUCGUAUGUUGGCACAGGUAAAUUUUUACUGUAUUUUUACAGAGUUAAUACAGAAAAGUCAAAAUUAAAAAAAAUGUUUUUGAAAUUUGAUUUUUCAUUUCUUGCUUGAUUGAUGCUGUGCCAUAUUGCAACUGAGAUACAAUAUGAGAUAAAAUAUGCUUGCUUUGUGAAACCCUUUACCAUCUAUUCUUUUGGAAUAUUUAGGUAAUAAAAAGGAAAAGGGUGAAUUUGUAUAAACACAGAUUGUGUUGGUCUUUUGAAUUUUAUUGCAAAAAGGAAAUAAAUUUUCAAUGGAAAUGGCUAUAUUUUUCUAUGGAUAUAAUGACUUUGUAAGAAAUUAAUGAGAACGGUAGAUAGUUUUAUGUUUAAGGGGUCCAUUUUUUUCACAAAUAUAAUUUCUUGGCCAAUUUCACAAAAAAUGAUGUUAUCAAAGCCUUUCAGCUAUCAUCAAAGAAGCUAUAAUAGAAAAUUUCGUUGGACUUAAAAUUUUGCAACCAGAUUUGUUUGCAAUAAAUGUCAAAAACUCAACCUUCACGAAACUUAGGCAAUCUACGGUUAUUGUUAGUCAGUGAUUUAACAAAGAAGGGUUAUGUAAGCAAGUUUAUCAGGGCAGGCAUACUUUUUUUUCUGAUUUUUUUUCCACAAAGUUUAUUUAAGAUGUUAAAUAUUGAAAAAAAGUGAUUCUGUGUCAAUUGUUAAAUCUCAGGACUUGCUUUUGUUAACUUAAAAUUGUAAAUAUUGCACCAAUAUAGUUUUCGUAGUAGUAGCAGUCAAAUUCAUGUAGUUUUUAGGGACUCUCACAGUUUUAUAGGGUCAAGACAUCGAAAAAAAUAAUUUAGUGUUAUGUCAUCAAAUUGCUUGUAACAAUUGUAAGUUGUCAUUAUAUCUUCAAAGAAGAGUUCUUUAGUAAAAAAAGUAUAUGAAAUUGUGUCAGAAAAUACUAUUUUUUUGCCAAACAGCAUUUGCUAAGUUUUAAGGCUUGAGUUUAUAAAUAUUCUGUUCAAAUACUUGUAUAAUCAGGAAAUAUUGUUGUUCGUUACCGUAAUAGCAUUAAAUAAAAUAACUCAAAUUUAAAACAUUUUUAGAACAUUGUCACAAACAUAAAAUCUUAAAGAGGGUCCCUUUAAGUUCAACUUGAAACAACUUCUUUUAUUAUUUUGUGAGUUAUUUUUUGGACCAUGAAAACGUAAGACCUUUAUGAUUUUUUGUAAGCAUUAGGUUCUAUAAGUAUGAUUUAGAAAAAAAAUAGGACUCAAUUGAGUACAUUAGCGUAACAAUUUAGAAAACAUUUCAAUAUAAAUAAAAGCUUUAAAAGAAUCUCAUAUAAGAUUAUUUAAUAAGUAGUAAUGAAUAGUGUAAUAUGAUAAUGCAUGUAUAUUUUGCAUAAGGUGUAAAAAGAAUAUGUUUGUUUCCAAUUUCACAGCCCAAAAAUAAAGGGUAGGCAGAAUGAGAUUUUUUCUCUUUUUUGUUAAUAAGUCGUUUGACUUAUAUCAUUUUAUUACAAUUUUUUUUUAUUAAUUUGGUCUUGGUUCAUCAUCAUGUCUUUCCCGUGUAAUUAACUACAAAAAAGUGUGUCUCAAUAGGAGAAAAAGAAAAAUGGUUUGACAAUUUCUUGACCACUUGCUGAAAAAAUAUUUUGCUCGGGUGCAAAAACAUUUGGUAGGUUUGUGAAACCAGAAACAAACAAUUCUUUUUGUUACACCUCAAUUAUUUUAUUGUGAAAGAAAUUGCUAAAACUUUGCCAGUAUGUAUAUAGAAGUAUUGUUUUCUUAUAUUUUUGAUGAUAUAUACUCUUAAACAUUUUUUAAAUGUACCAAUUACUAUUAUAUGAUUAUGUAAAAAAAAUUAAUGUACUUCAUACGUGAUUGAACUGUUAUUGUAUCGGAAAUAAUUUGUGUGUUUUUGUCGUUUAACUUCAUUAUAUUUGUGCCUCCAUUUUGUUUUGUAAGAUUUUAGCUCAACUAGAUAAAAAAAAACAUAGUUAGAAUAAUAAGACAGCAUUUAGGGAAUGUUGCAAUAUAUUUUAGAUCAAACUAAUUUUAUCAUUUUUUUUUUAUUUGAGUGAGUUUUAGCACAUUCUGAUCAUUUGUGGAGUUAAUUUGUUUUGUGAAAAGAUUUAAAAGUCAAAUGAUUUUUUGAAGGGGUACUCUUUUUGAAGUAUAUAUUGUAAAAAAAGAAUUAUAUUCAUGUAUUGUAUAUUAAAAGAGUGAAUAAUAUAUAUGUUGAAAUAGGUGUAAUAUUUUAUAUCAGAAAAUAUCAUGUUAAAAAUCAGCUAUUACUGACUACAUACCAUAGAGAUACCUGUAUUGUUGUUGAAAUGAACCAAAUUUGUGAAAACGGUGCUGUUUAUAGUUUUUAUUGCAGAUCAAAAUGCUAGUAGUAUUUUAAGAUAUAUACAUUUGAAAGCAUUAAUGGCAAAAAAUAAUUGUUAGCAGUGACAAAAAAACAAACAUAAAACAUAUGUAGUUUUGUUUGUGAAUUUCUUUAUGUAAUUAAAAUUCUAAUUUUGGUACAUGUGAAUAUUGUUUAAUCAGAAUUUGUAAUUAGCAAAAUCUUUGUUUUUGAAAAAUCAUUGGUUUAACAACAGUUCAUUGAGUAAUGGCUUAGGUUUCAUAUGUGAAAAAUAUAUUGUUAUAAAUCUAUAAAAUAGUACAAUAAAUGUAUUAAAAUGUG